Molecule: messenger RNA, 1521 nt
Organism: Zymoseptoria tritici IPO323
Lineage: Eukaryota; Fungi; Ascomycota; Dothideomycetes; Mycosphaerellales; Mycosphaerellaceae
Exons: 5
Coding region: 43-1521 (492 amino acids)
Cellular component (GO): membrane
Source: RefSeq, a predicted model, not a curated record
CACUGACCUUCCACCCCAUCUACCUCUCCCGCUGCCGUCAAUAUGGGUGCCGUACUCGCCCUUCCCCUGCUGGCAGUUCCCAGCAUAGGCACAAUCUUAACCUUCGGCGCAAGUUGCUGUGGCGCCGCCACCUGCUCCGCCGUCUGCUCCGCCUGCGGCAAAUGCAACAACUCCAUCGCCACCCGUAUCGCCUACGCCUUCCUCCUUCUCCUCAACUCCCUCCUCUCGUGGAUCCUGCUCACUCCCUGGGCCGUCAAGAAACUCCAAGCCGUACUCCUCGACUAUGUCACGAUCAAUUGCGCUGGACACGAUUGUUUCGGAUUCGCCGCUGUACAUCGGGUGAACUUUGCGCUGGGACUGUUCCACUGCAUUCUCGCUGGACUGCUGAUUGGGGUGAAGUCGUCAAAGGAUACAAGAGCCGCGCUUCAGAAUGGAUACUGGGGUCCGAAGAUUGUGGUUUGGCUGGGAUUGAUUGUGGGGAGCUUCUUGAUCCCAAAUCGCUUCUUUGAGGUGUGGGGGAAUUAUGUUGCGUUUGGAGGAGCUGUGUUGUUCUUGUUGUUGGGAUUGGUGCUGUUGGUGGAUCUGGCGCAUACUUUUGCGGAGUUCUGCAUCGACAAGAUUGAGGAGACGGAUAGUGGACUCUGGAGAGGCAUUCUCAUCGGAAGCACUUUGAGCAUGUUCUUGGGAAGCAUUGCGAUGACGAUUGUCAUGUACAUCUUCUUUGCGGGAAGUGGAUGUGCGAUGAACCAGUCCGCUAUUACGGCGAGUCUUAUCAACCUGGUCCUUCUCCUCACCAUCGCAGUGCUCUCGAUUCACCCGACCAUCCAAGCCUCCAACCCACGAGCUGGUCUCGCCCAAGCCGCCACUGUCUCGAUCUACUGUACCUAUCUCACUCUUUCCGCCGUGGCCAUGGAACCCGACGACAAAAACUGCAAUCCUCUUAUCCGUGCGACCGGCACACGCAAGGCAUCUAUCUUCAUCGGCGCGGUUGUAACUUUCAUCACCUGCGCCUACACCACUACUCGUGCGGCGACGUAUGGCCUCGCAUUGGGAAGCGGAAAGGGAAGUGGUGCUAUUGCGCUUGAGGAAGACGAUCACGCUGGCGGACACGGACUGGUUGACACACAGCCAGAGAGCAGGCGGGAGAUGCGGGCAGAGGCGUUGAGGAGAGCAGUCGAAAGUGGUGCCCUGCCCGCCAGCGCACUAGAUGAGAGCGAUGACGACGAUGACGAUGACGACCCGAAGACUGGAAAAUACAAGAAUGAUGAUGAGAAGGCUCGUGUUCAGUACAACUACACCAUCUACCACAUUAUCUUCAUGCUCGCCACAGCAUGGAUCGCAACCCUUCUCACACAAAAUAUUGGCGGCGACAAGCACAUUACCAAACCGGAUGACUUUGUGCCGGUCGGAAGGACGUAUUGGGCGAGUUGGGUCAAGAUUGUGUGUGCAUGGGUGUGUUAUGGGAUUUUUGGAUGGACGCUUGUUGCUCCGGUGGUAUUGCCGGAGCGGUUUGAGUAUUGA